Molecule: messenger RNA, 2295 nt
Organism: Pristis pectinata (smalltooth sawfish)
Lineage: Eukaryota; Metazoa; Chordata; Chondrichthyes; Rhinopristiformes; Pristidae
Product: dnaJ homolog subfamily B member 9-like
Exons: 3
Coding region: 233-889 (218 amino acids)
Cellular component (GO): endoplasmic reticulum
Molecular function (GO): protein-folding chaperone binding; misfolded protein binding
Source: RefSeq, a predicted model, not a curated record
CCACCGCACAGUACCUGGGCAUCUCCAGCGGGCGGCCGGGGGGCCUGCGCAGGCGCUCCGACUUGCGUUCGUGAGAUCACCAAUGACGUUGGGGCUGACGUGCCGCGAAGGCGGCCAAUGGGCGAGUGCUUCGUGGAGGAACGGGUUCUAGAAGGAAGAGUGACGGUGCUGGGCGCUCGGUGGUGGCUGGAGGUCGGCGGAGUGGGAACCGCCGGAGGAGGAAAUCUUGAUAAUGGCAACUGCACAGUCAGUCUUUGCUUUUGCUGUCUGUAUUUUAAUGAUAUCAGAAUUUAUAUUAGCAAAGAAAGACUAUUAUGAAAUUUUGGGUGUGCCAAAAAAUUCUUCUGACCGUCAGAUCAAGAAAGCAUUUCACAAACUUGCAAUGAAAUACCACCCGGAUAAAAAUAAAAGUCCUAAUGCGGAGGCAAAGUUCAGGGAAAUUGCAGAAGCAUACGAAGUCCUCUCGGAUGAGAAGAAAAGGAAAGAAUAUGAUCACGUGGGUCAUCAGUUUUUCAAUGCAGGCAGUGGUGGCCAUCAACCUGGUUCUUUUAAUUUUAAUUUUGAUGACCUCCUUAAGGAUUUUGACUUUGAUUUUGGCCACCGAGCACAUCACAAGAAACACUUCAACAGUCACUUCAGGGCACAUCAGGAAGCACAAAAUGCACAUAGGUUUUCUUUUGGAGAUAGACAGUUUCCUUUUGGAGGUGGGUUGUUCGAUGAUGUAUUUGAAGACAUGGAAAAGAUGUUCUCAUUCAGCAGUUUUGGCAGCACACACAAGCACACAGUGAGAACUGAGAAGUUUCAAAGCACUGGGAAGCAGCAAUGCAAGACUGUCACACAGCGGAGAGGGAACAUGGUCACCACGUAUACAGACUGUUCAGUGCCGUAAACUUACUGAAAGUACAUAACUGUAACAGUGUGGUUGACACCUUUUGUGUGUCAUGGCUUGUUUCCCAUGCAGAGUGUCAAGAAAGGCAAUAGCUGAGCUGACUUGCACAAAAAAAGUUUUCCUGUUAGUUUUUGUGGCCCUUUAUAGAAAUUUAUUGGGUGCAAUGAACUAAUUCAAGCUAGAAAAUGUACUUAGCAGUAGUAUACACUUUCUUAGUAAAAUUCUAAAUGUAUAAAUGAAGCAAUAGUAAGAACAAUUAUAGUAAAAGCUAGCUCAGGAAGUAAAGUAACAGGUUUAAAAGAAAUAAUGAUGAAGCAGGUUAUUCUGUAACAUGACUGCAUUUAUUUGCUUAAUUCUAAUGUAUGACGUGCUUCAAGUUUGAGGACAGAUCUUGUCAUGUCAAGAUUAAUGAAGGCACAGUGCAGUGAUCUAAUAGCUUGAUCUAGUUACUAGCUUACCAAUUUCUUAAUAUGAACUACAGUAUCCUGUAAUUCGAUUUCUAAAUGUCAAUGCUGAACCCAUGCCUUAUUGCUUUUGUUUCAUGGUUUAAAAGGUCUGCAGACUUGGAUCUAAUUUUGGAUUUGCUAUGUUGCCAUUACUUUUUGGGCCUUGGAUUUGAAAACAAUUUGAAUGCAAAAGUGUAUAUUUUGAGGAAUUACCAUGUUUGAAUCUAAACUACGUUGGUAUAGAGAAAUUGAGCAUUUAGUUAAAACUUGCUAAUUUUCUUAAUGUAUAUAAUUUAAAAGUAAAUAUAUGAAGACUUAAUUCCUGCAAAGCUCUAAGCACAAGGUGCUGAAUAAAAUUGCAUUUUAAUACAGAGCUUUGAAUUUGAUUUCAAACUAUGUCUAAACUGGGGUUUUGACAAAUAAUAUUUACAAAAUUAUAAGCCACAGCAUGCUUUUCUGAUACUGUAAAAGACGCUUUAAAAGUGUGUAGGUGGGAAAAAUUGUCAUUCCUCAGUUCAAUGUUGGCUUUUAUGUUAUCGAGCUAACGACAAAACUAACAAAAUUUAAGUUGUUCUUAAAUAGCAAAUGAAUAACUGUGGUUAACCUAUACCCUGGGGUGUUCAGUAAACUUGUAUCACUUAAAAUAAGAAAGAUAUACUUAGUUACAUUGUGAUCACUUUGUCUUUCUUGCCAUGUCUCCAUCUUGCCUUUUGAUUAGUGUAUGGAAUUUAUGAAAUCUUGAUUACCUCAUUUCAUUGUCUGAAAAACAGAGGCGAAGAACUGUGUACUGUUCAGUGUGCAAUAUUAGCAUGCAGAGACCUGUUGCUGGACUACAGAUGUUCAGUGGACUCCAUUAGUUUAUUAAAAUUGUGAAAUCUGUGUCCAAGAUGUCUGCAUUUUUCCAAAAUGCACUUGUUAAAUAAAUCCAGGUGAUAAGACCUUGCAUUGUGUUAAAAUGAA